GUCUGUCCUUCUGGUACUACAUGUUUGGUCCCACUGUAGGAAGCCUGGAUAUCUACUUAACAACCCAAACUAAACGUACUCUCUUCUUUUCCCGAAACGGCACGCAGCGUGAUCAGUGGCUCCAUGCCCAGCGCCAGAUCAUUAGUCCUACUGACUAUCACCUCUCUAUAUAUGGCUAUGUUGGCAAUGGAUAUCAGGGAGACAUCGCUAUUGAUGACUUUGGAGUUACUGCUGGAGCCUGCCCUCCUAGUCGAGGUUGUGGGUUUGAAUUUGGAUUCUGUGGAUGGACUCAGUUGGCUAACGGAUGAAUUUGAUUGGUCAAUAGGAAGCAAUGGUACAGCUUCCAGAGGCACCGGUCCUGCUUUUGACCACACAUAUGGAUCCAACUCUGGACACUUUGCUUAUAUCGAAAGUUCAGCACCCCAACGACAGAACGAUCGAGCCAUCAUAAAGAGCCCUCUUUACAGUGGAUCAAACAACCGAUGUCUACGUUUCUGGUACCACAUGUAUGGACAAAGUAUUGGGUCUCUCAAUGUGUAUACUCAGAUCAAUGGAUCCUUCCCACGACAAAUCUGGACCAGAAAUGGGAAUCAGGGUAACAUGUGGAGGCGAGGAACUGUAACCUUGCCUGCUAACCACCAUUCCUACAGCAUUCUAAUAGAGGGAGUUAGAGGUUCCAGCUACACAGGAGACAUAGCUGUUGAUGACCUGUACAUCUCUGAUGGAAGUUGUCCCACCACAGGAUUCUGUAACUUUGAACAAGACACAUGUGGCUGGACUAAUGCAGUGACAGUUGAUGACUUUGAUUGGUUGAGGGAUCGUGGUGGUACUACAAGUAAAGCCACUGGACCCAGUGUUGACCACACCACAGGAUCCUCCUCCGGUUACUACAUGUACAUAGAGACAUCCCAGAGGGGCCUCCAUCGAAAGACAGCCUGGCUGGUAAGUGAUAUACUCACACCUACCACUGGCAGCUGUUUGAGAUUCUGGUACCAUAUGUAUGGAUCUGGCAUUGGAAGUUUGAACAUAUACACUCAGAACACCGGAGCCAGUACCAAGACCCUGAAAUGGACAUUAUCUAACAACCAAGGAAAUGUCUGGAAGCAAGCAACUGUAUCUGUACCAGCAAUGCAGCAGGAGUUUAACAUUAUUUUUGAGGGAGUUUACAAUGGAAGUUAUCUUGGAGAUAUUGCCAUUGAUGAUGUUGCAUAUGUUGGAUCUCCUUGUAGUGUCCAGCCAUCAACCAGCCCUUCAGCCAUCACUGUGUCCCCUUCACCAUCUACCUACCCAAGUACACCACUUGAUUGUAACUUUGAGCAUGGCAUCUGUAACUGGCAACAGGACCAAUCAGACAGUUUUGAUUGGUCACUUCACAGAGGAUCUACAUCCUCCAGUAACACUGGGCCAACCACUGACCACACACUACGCAAUGUUAAUGGGCAGUAUGCUUACAUCGAGGUGUCAGGAAAACACAACAAUGACAAAGCUAGGCUUAUUAGUCCGAUCCUUAACAUUGGCUCUCAAGGCAUGUGUCUUAAAUUCUGGUACAACAUGUAUGGUGCCAAUGUUAACCAUCUCAACAUAUACACCAAUUCCUCUGGAACUGCCAGUUUGGUUUGGACAAGAUUUGGUGACCAAGGAAUGGACUGGAAGUAUGCGCAGGUCCACAUUGAAAAUACUGGCAGAUCUGUGUUGGAAUUCGAAGGUGUAGCAGGUCCUCGCUAUGCAGGUGACAUUGCUCUGGAUGAUAUCACAGUCAACACUGGCAACUGUCCUCAAGACGGUACAUGUGACUUUGAAAAUGGACUUUGUGGUUAUGUUCAGUCAGUGAGUGAUGUGUUUGACUGGACAUUAAAUUCUGGGCGGACCUCGAGUGCAGCUACUGGUCCACCAACUGAUCAUACCUUUGGUACCAACGAGGGUCAUUACAUGUACAUUGAAUCUUCCCGACCUCGUCGUCCUGGUGACAAAGCACGACUGAAUACCCCACAGUUUAGUAAAACCUCUGCAUCCUGUUUCCAGUUCUGGUAUAGUAUGAAUGGCAGAACUACUGGCCGUCUCAAUGUUUAUCAGCGAGCAGUGUCCACGGCAAACCUUGGUCAACCAAUCUGGAAGCGAAGUGGCCCACAAGGACCUCGGUGGUAUCUUGGCCAAGUUACGAUAAGAAGUCAGACUGACUUUUUCCUGACAUUUGAGGGAGUGGUUGGAAGUAGUUUCUACAGUGACAUAGCCAUAGAUGACAUUACCAUGACUACUGGGUAUUGUCCUCCUCCAGGUGACUGUGACUUCGAAUCAGGAUUUUGUACUUGGUACAAUAACCAGGUCAAUGAUACAUUUGAUUGGCAGAGGAAUAAGGGGCCAUCAACUUCCACAGGCACUGGGCCUAUGGUGGAUCACACCCUGAACAGCAGGUAUGGAACCUAUAUCUACAUAGAGGCUUCAUCUCCCAGACACUCUGGUGACAAUGCCUACCUCAUGUCCCAGAUGUUUGGUCCACAGCAGAGAUGUAUACAGUUCUACUACAACAUGUACGGUGCUACUAUGGGAUCCCUUAACCUUUGGAUGUGGCAAAAUGGUGGACAGACAUCACACAACUUGUGGACCAUGAUGGGUAAUCAGGGCAAUGCCUGGAAGCAAGUUCAGAUACAGAUACCAGCAGCAUCAUCAAGUUACAGACUGGUGUUUGAGGGAGUGAUAGGCAAUGGAGUGACCAGUGAUAUGGCCAUUGAUGAUAUAAUAGUUGUACAGGAUUAUGCUCCCAGAUACCAUCCCCAACUCCAGUAGUCACAUGUGCAUUUCCACUGCAA
Pecten maximus is the source of this 2807-nucleotide messenger RNA. Its product is annotated as MAM and LDL-receptor class A domain-containing protein 1-like. NCBI's taxonomy places the organism in Eukaryota, Metazoa, Mollusca, Bivalvia, Pectinida, Pectinidae. The transcript has a single exon. The coding region runs from base 124 to 2784 and encodes 886 amino acids. Gene Ontology annotation, cellular component: membrane. The record is from RefSeq and is a predicted model, not a curated record.